GCUGCUGGCCAGGGAGGGACAGGGGCAGGGAGGCUCUGGCCAGUCCCAGCAGCCGGGGACAGAUGCCGAUCGAGAUUGUGUGCAAAAUCAAAUUUGCAGAGGAGGAUGCGAAACCCAAGGAGAAGGAGGCAGGGGAUGAGCAGAGCCUCCUGGGGGCCGCACAGGGGGCGGCAGCCCCCCGGGACCUGGCCACCUUUGCCAGCACCAGCACCCUGCACGGGCUGGGCCGGGCCUGUGGCCGGGGCCCCCACGGACUGCGCAGAACCCUGUGGGCACUGGCCCUGCUCACCUCGCUGGCCGCCUUCCUGUACCAGGCUGCCGGCCUGGCCCGGGGCUACCUGACCCGGCCUCACCUGGUGGCGAUGGACCCCGCCGCCCCAGCCCCAGCGGCGGGCUUCCCGGCUGUCACCCUCUGCAACAUCAACCGCUUCCGGCACUCGGCCCUCAGCGACGCCGACAUCUUCCACCUGGCCAACCUGACGGGGCUGCCCCCCAAAGACCGGGACGGGCACCGUGCGGCUGGCCUGCGCUACCCGGAGCCCGACAUGGUGGACAUCCUCAACCGCACCGGCCACCAGCUCGCCGACAUGCUCAAGAGCUGCAACUUCAGUGGGCACCACUGUUCCGCCAGCAACUUCUCCGUGGUCUAUACUCGCUAUGGGAAGUGUUACACCUUCAACGCGGAUCCACAGAGUUCACUGCCCAGUCGGGCAGGAGGCAUGGGCAGUGGCCUGGAGAUCAUGUUGGACAUCCAGCAAGAGGAAUACCUGCCCAUCUGGAGAGAGACAAAUGAGACGUCGUUUGAGGCUGGCAUCCGAGUGCAGAUCCAUAGCCAAGAAGAGCCACCCUACAUCCACCAGUUGGGCUUCGGCGUGUCCCCAGGCUUCCAGACCUUCGUGUCCUGCCAAGAACAGCGGCUGACCUAUCUGCCCCAGCCCUGGGGCAACUGCCGCACGGAGAGCGGGCUCAGGGAGCCUGAGCUGCAGGGCUACUCAGCCUACAGUGUGUCUGCCUGCCGGCUGCGCUGUGAAAAAGAGGCCGUGCUUCAGCGCUGCCACUGCCGGAUGGUGCACAUGCCAGGCAACGAGACCAUCUGCCCGCCCAAUAUCUACAUCGAGUGUGCUGACCACACACUGGACUCCUUGGGUGGGGGCUCCGAGGGCCCGUGUUUCUGCCCUACUCCCUGCAACCUGACUCGCUACGGGAAGGAAAUCUCCAUGGUCCGGAUCCCCAACAGGGGCUCGGCCCGGUACCUGGCAAGGAAGUACAACCGCAACGAGACCUACAUCCGGGAGAACUUCCUGGUCCUAGAUGUCUUUUUUGAAGCCCUGACGUCUGAGGCCAUGGAGCAGCGAGCAGCCUAUGGCCUGUCAGCGCUGCUGGGAGACCUCGGGGGACAGAUGGGCUUGUUCAUCGGGGCCAGCAUCCUCACACUGCUGGAGAUCCUAGAUUACAUCUAUGAGGUGUCCUGGGACCGACUGAAGCGGGUGUGGCGCCGUCCCAAGACACCCCUGCGGACCUCCACCGGGGGCAUCUCCACGCUGGGGCUGCAGGAGCUGAAAGAGCAGAGUCCCUGCCCAAGCCGCAGCCACGUUGAGGGUGGGGGAGCCAGUGGCCUGCUCCCCAACCACCACCACCCUCCGGGCCCCCGAGGAGGCCUCUUUGAAGACUUUGCUUGCUAGGAUGGUGCUGUGUGGAAAAAGACCCAGGAGUCUGGGACCCCUCCCAGGAUCCCCAACAGUCUCCUCCUGCUCCUGGGACCCAAGGCCUGGGGGCAGCCCAUGGGGAGGGGGAGGCA
This is a messenger RNA of Nyctereutes procyonoides (raccoon dog), 1798 nucleotides long. RefSeq names its product acid sensing ion channel subunit family member 4 (gene ASIC4). Gene Ontology annotation, biological process: sodium ion transmembrane transport. NCBI's taxonomy places the organism in Eukaryota, Metazoa, Chordata, Mammalia, Carnivora, Canidae. Gene Ontology annotation, molecular function: ligand-gated sodium channel activity. The coding region runs from base 63 to 1682 and encodes 539 amino acids. The transcript is spliced from 10 exons. The record is from RefSeq and is a predicted model, not a curated record. Gene Ontology annotation, cellular component: membrane.